This is a messenger RNA of Lepus europaeus (European hare), 4944 nucleotides long. RefSeq names its product deltex E3 ubiquitin ligase 4 (gene DTX4). Gene Ontology annotation, molecular function: ubiquitin protein ligase activity; zinc ion binding. The coding region runs from base 1 to 1860 and encodes 619 amino acids. Gene Ontology annotation, cellular component: nucleoplasm. Gene Ontology annotation, biological process: protein ubiquitination; Notch signaling pathway. The record is from RefSeq and is a predicted model, not a curated record. The transcript is spliced from 9 exons. Lineage: Eukaryota; Metazoa; Chordata; Mammalia; Lagomorpha; Leporidae.
AUGCUCCUGGCCUCGGCCGUGGUGGUCUGGGAAUGGCUGAACGAGCACGGCCGCUGGCGUCCCUACAGCCCGGCUGUGAGCCACCACAUCGAGGCGGUGGUCCGCGCCGGCCCCCGUGCCGGGGGCAGCGUGGUGCUGGGCCAGGUGGAUAGCCGGCUCGCGCCCUACAUCAUCGACCUGCAGUCCAUGAACCAGUUCCGCCAAGACACGGGGACCCUCCGCCCAGUUCGCCGCAAUUACUACGACCCGUCCUCGGCCCCCGGGAAGGGCGUGGUGUGGGAGUGGGAGAACGACAAUGGCUCUUGGACGCCCUACGACAUGGAGGUGGGCAUCACCAUUCAGCAUGCCUACGAGAAACAGCACCCCUGGAUCGACCUCACUUCCAUCGGCUUUAGCUACGUCAUCGAUUUCAGCACCAUGGGCCAGAUCAACCGGCAGACCCAGCGCCAACGCCGCGUCCGCCGGCGGCUCGACCUCGUCUAUCCCAUGGUCACUGGCACCUUGCCGAAGGCCCAGUCCUGGCCUAUCAGUCCUGGGUCGGCCACCUCACCCCCUGCGCCACCCUGCUCCUGUCCACAGUGUGUCUUGGUGAUGAGCGUUAAGGCGGCCGUGGUCAACGGAAGCACUGGACCCCCACAGCCCCCAGCAGCCCGCAAAAACAUGCCCCCCUCUGGAGUGGUCAGGCUGUCCUCACCACCAGGCCCUGGAGUCAAGCCAGCAGACCGCACAGGUACCAUGCGAGGCCCGGUGAAGACCGCCCCAUCACAGGUGAUCCGACGACAAGCCUCCAGCAUGCCAGCUGCGGCAACUGCAGGUUCUCCUGCCAGCCCCCCAGGAGCAAACGGCAAGACCGGAAGGGUGGCCCUGGCCACUUUGAAUCGUAGCAACCUGCAACGACUGGCCAUUGCCCAGUCCCGCGUGCUGAUCGCCUCUGGGGUUCCUACUGUCCCAGUGAAGAAUUUAAAUGGAACCAGUCCUGUCAAUCCUGCCCUGGCAGGCAUCACCGGGAUCCUCAUGAGCGCAGCGGGGCUGCCUGUGUGCCUCACCAGGCCACCAAAACUCGUCCUGCACCCACCCCCCGUCAGCAAGAGCGAAAUAAAGUCCAUUCCAGGGGUUUCCAACACAAGCCGCAAGACCACCAAAAAGCAAGCCAAGAAAGGUAAAACCCCAGAGGAAGUGCUGAAGAAGUACCUGCAGAAGGUCCGGCACCCACCAGAUGAGGACUGCACCAUCUGUAUGGAGCGCCUCACAACUCCCUCAGGCUACAAGGGCCCACAGCCCAUGGUCAAGCCUGACCUGGUGGGAAAGCUAUCCAGAUGUGGCCACAUAUACCACAUCUACUGCCUGGUCGCCAUGUACAACAAUGGAAACAAGGAUGGGAGUCUGCAGUGUCCAACCUGCAAGACCAUUUAUGGGGUGAAGACAGGUACCCAGCCUCCAGGGAAGAUGGAGUACCACCUGAUCCCCCACUCCUUGCCAGGCCAUCCGGACUGCAAAACCAUACGAAUCAUCUACAGUAUACCCCCUGGCAUUCAGGGACCAGAACACCCAAACCCGGGGAAGAGUUUUAGUGCCCGUGGCUUCCCGCGACACUGCUACCUUCCAGACAGUGAGAAAGGGAGAAAGGUUCUGAAGCUGCUGCUUGUGGCCUGGGAUCGUCGUCUCAUCUUUGCCAUUGGUACCUCCAGCACCACAGGGGAGUCAGACACCGUCAUCUGGAACGAGGUCCACCACAAGACAGAGUUUGGCUCUAAUCUCACUGGCCAUGGCUACCCAGAUGCCAAUUACCUGGAUAACGUACUGGCUGAACUAGCUGCCCAGGGCAUCUCUGAGGACAGUACUGCCCAGGACAAGGACUGAAGCUGGAAGGGCCUUGAGGUGGGAGGUGCCAUGGGGACCGCAGGGUGAAAAGUGGGGAGAGUCAAGGUGGAAGUUGGUGCCAUGCCCUCUCGACUCCCUCAUCACCCCUCCUGUCCUGUCUCCAUCCCUCACCCCUCCCAGCCACCAGGGGGAGAUAGAUUGAAUACGAUGUUGUCAUUCAUAAGCCUCAUCCAACACAAAGGGGACAUGGGAUGAGGGCAUCCUGGGUCUGUUCCCAUGGAGUUUUUGGUGCUGGGUAGGAAGGAACCCUCACCCCUUCCCCACGCCCCAAGCGGGGGGCAUGGUCAGCACACUUAGGGUACGGACCGUGCAAGGGCACUCCAUACCCUGGCCUUGUGAAGCCUGAGGCUCCUGGCCUCCGCCGGCUUCUUGCUGCUUCCACUCUGCUUGAGAGUGGAGUUUUGAUUUUCUCUCCUCCUCAGGAGGCAGGGAGCUCUCACUGUGCAAGGUUGGGGAACAAAGGGGUGAACCGCUCAACUGUUGUGACACCAGAAAUCAGAUGCCUCGGUGUAGAGUGAGGAAGCACUUCCUGCUGCGAGGGUCAGGAGCCUCUGGGAGCACGGUCAGCUCUCAUCAUAGUCCUUGGCUUCUCUGGACCCUCCCCUCCUCCUCACGCCUCUGACCUGCCUAAAGAGGCAUUUGGUUCUCUCGUGGGGAUGGUUGGGCUCUGGGAUUCCUCUCUGGGGUGGCAUCCCAUGAUGCUGUUUCCAACCCCUCUCUGAUCAAACCAGAGCCUACAUCCACUGAGCAUCUGAAAUGUCCUCAGGGAGAGGAGCCCAUAGCCUUCUUCCCAACUCAUCCCAGACCAGCUCAAAGAUUCCAUGAGUUUCAUCAGGUCACUGUGAGUGGAGCCCAUGCUGGGCUCUGUGCCAUCUGUGUAUGUGUGUAUGUGUGUGGGGGUGCACAGUCCCAUCAUAGUCCUCACUCUGUUUUGGAAGAUGCCAGACCCCAGUUCUGAUAGGGAUCAAACAGCUUAGUUGUGGUCCCUUGACUUUCCUCACCCUUUGUCAACCUAUCCCAUAGUAAGCUUAGACCUGAUGGAGACAAAACUGUGCUUGGGGAGAUGUGAUGAGUUGAGGGCUAGACUGACCCCUUUUUAUAUUUCUUUUUGAGAUAGGAUCAGUCUUUUGUCUAUGAGGGCUUCCAUCUGUCUCCAUGCAAAUUGGCUAUUCAAAGCCCGGAGAUGGUGCUGGGCCCCCUCAUCACACUCAUCUAUUACAAAUUGAUUUGCAGCAUGGAGGAAGCCUCUUAAGCCCAUUCCUAACUGGGUUGGGCUAACCCAUUAUGGUCUGGUCCAGUUUGCAUCUGGGAUGUGUCACCAGACCCUGACUAUCUCCUCCUGCCCAUUCCUCUUGCCUUUGACUCCCAUUAAAGAAUGAAUUGAGGGUCAGGGAGGAGAGAAAGGGAGGAUUAAGAAGGGAAACCCAAUUCCCCCUUUGAAAGUGGGUUCUUUGAACUAUGUGUUUGGGGGAAGUUCCUCUGGAUACUAAUUCGAUUUAUAUACCUCAUGUUUUGGGGGUUUGACGUAUAUAUAUGCAUAUAUGUUCCAUAGUGUUUGGAAGGUUUUUGAUGCUAGGCAAGUUGAAACAAAAGAACCUUCAAAAUGGUACUGAUGUUAGAAUGGGAGACCAACUUCCUGUUGGGCUGAUGGCCAUUCUGACACUGGUGUGGCAUUGCAUUCGCCUGAGGGUCACCCAGUUCUCCAGGACAGGACACGCGGGUGUUGAGUCUUAUCUCACUAUCCAAGUGGCCCUGGGGUAUUUAUUGGUUCCACCAGAGGGAGCUGUGAUAGGAGGAACUGUUCCUGCCACCAUAGUCCCAGCCUCUCCUUUUGGCCUCACCAGCUACCAGCACACCAGUCCUGGGCUCCCUGAACCAUGGGCAAUUUCCUGCCACAGUCGGGAAGGAAACAUCUGAACUAAAUGAAAGAGACAUCCCGACAGUGCUUAAUGCCAUGCCCAUACACUUAGCAAUUGUCAGGGGUUACUGGAGAGCCUUGAGGUAGGCUUAGUACCAUGCCUGCCUUCGGCACCCAGGGGUAGAAAAACACAGUGAGGCAGUAGGAGGUGGAGUAGAGAAGACACACUUUGGCAGCUGGAAAUGGGACUGGGGAGAGCCUGGCUCCUCUGCAUCAGGCAGAAGCUGGCAGAGGUGAGCAAGGGGUAGCCAACAAGAGGAUAUGCAAGAGACUCAGGGCUCCUGUGGCACCACCACUUUGGAGUUCAUCUUCAUACUUCGAGCCUUUCCCUCUAGGGUUUGGAUCACUUCUGUGCCCUGUUCUCUUACUCUCUGGGGAUGCUCAGCCAGGGCUACCUCGUCCUCAUGCUGCUCUUCUUGUGGGACUUUCUAGGCAGAAGAGAUCCUGAAUUUCCUCCAUAACACUGUGCCAGGCAAGGCAAGGCAGGGGGCAUACGUUUGCUCCUUCUUUCGUGCCUACCUAGAAAGGCACGAUCUUGGUUUCGGCGGGAAUGCUGCCAGCAGAACCCUGUGCACCUGCUACUGUGACACAGGGCAUUUUCCCACCGGCAGCCCUGCUGUGCUCUCCUGGCCCAGGCAGUGUAUUCUAUGCCUUUUCUCUCGUGGGCUUAGCACCAGCAGUAUGGUUUCACCCUUCCUGAAUCUCCAGGGUUGAUGAAUGGGACUGGAGACCAACCUUUUCAGAUGCUCAUCCCUUGAAAGGUGAAUUGUGUAUAUGUGGUUGUGUGUGCCUUUGUGUCUUCAUUCUCCACCCCACCCCACUCCACCUUUUUGUAAAAUCUGGACCUCUCUGUGGUUUUAUACUUGGUCAGAAGUACUCACCCUGGUGUUGCACUGUCGUGUGCAUGAAAGGAUUGGGGGAAGGCCCAUGUGGUACAAGAAAGGCCCCCUGCCCCCUUUCCUUGUCUGUGGUUGCCCAGCAUUUGAGUGGGGGGGGGGGGGUUUCUGGGAGAGGGCAGGUGUAUGUCCUAAUGUGAAUUGUUCUGUUACUGGUGUGUUUUUAAGUCCUUGGUGUUGCUCUGUGAGAGGACAUCGCCACCUGGUGCUCAUGAGGUGUAUGUGCAGAACAAUAAAUGGCAAAUGAAC